AUGUCGCCGUACCUGCUGCGUCCUGCCGUCGCCAUCCUUCGCCGACCGACCCCGCAAGGGUCGGCCUUCCUCCGCCGCUCCGUCGCCUCGGGUGGUGCUCUGAGGGUCGAAGACACAAAAGGGUGCUGUAUGGCCUGCAUGCAGGAUUUGGAGGAGAUGACUGCAAACUUGGAGGAGGUGAAUAAACACAUGGAAAUUCUGCUGGAGCAUGAGAGACGCUUCGAGCGCAGCCAGCAGCGGCAAAAGAAGCUGUCGUGUGUCCUUAUCCCUGCCACCAUUGCGUUCUACAUCUUUGGGCCAGAGAAGAAGGACAAGCCGUCGUCAGAGGCGCAAUCAGAAAUCUAG
This is a messenger RNA of Triticum aestivum (bread wheat), 345 nucleotides long. RefSeq lists its product as uncharacterized. The transcript is spliced from 4 exons. The coding region runs from base 1 to 345 and encodes 114 amino acids. Lineage: Eukaryota; Viridiplantae; Streptophyta; Magnoliopsida; Poales; Poaceae. The record is from RefSeq and is a predicted model, not a curated record.